AUGGAGACGCAACCAGAGCAGAGCGACGUCUACCGUCAAGACCUAAAUGGCCACCAAGCCAUGAACGAUCAACAACCCAUGCAAAACCCUGUCCAGGACAGUCAGCUGCCUCCUCAGGACAACCCUAUAGCCCAAGGACAAGUCGCGCAAGCAGAACAGGUCACCCAAGAUCAACCGCCUCAGAACCAUGUGCUUCCAGCUCAGACCGCUCCAGAAAACACACAACCGCAGGUCGCACACGAGCAAGUGGCGCAAUACCAAGCCGCCCAAGGACAAGCAGCGCAAAAGCACAUGGACCAGACUACCGACGGUAUCGAUGACAACAGCAUGAACACGACCAUCACCGCCGCUUCGGUAGCGCCCAUGCCCGAUUUCAGCCAGAGUAACAAUAACAACACCAGCAACUACAACAACAACAACAGCCAUAGCCAUAGUCAUAGCCACACCCCAGAACCACACCGUCCCAGCACAUCCUACUCUGACACGGCCUACCAGUACACCUCACACAAUGGCUCGCGCUUCAAUGUCUCGUCCGAUGCAGACACACCGCCACGACAGGGCUACUACGACGCGAACAAGGAAACACACAUGGGACAGUCACAUUCACGGCCAAGCUCGCAGUUGGGACGCUAUCCGGCUUCAGACAGCGGCUCAAGAUCGAAUUCAUACCAGGACCAAAACCAACGAGGGGCACAGCAGCAGGAGACGGCGAACAAGAAUGCGAGUGUGGUCAUCAAGGUGGGCAUGGUGGGAGACGCGCAGAUUGGCAAGACCAGCUUGAUGGUCAAGUACGUCGAGGGUAGUUGGGACGAAGACUAUAUUCAGACGCUGGGUGUCAAUUUCAUGGAAAAGACCAUUUCAAUCAGAAACACUGAAAUCACCUUCUCCAUCUGGGAUUUGGGAGGUCAGCGCGAGUUUGUCAACAUGUUGCCAUUGGUGUGCAACGAUGCCGUCGCUAUACUGUUCAUGUUCGACUUGACGCGUAAGAGCACCUUGAACUCGAUUAAGGAAUGGUAUAGGCAGGGCCGCGGCUUCAAUAAGACAGCAAUCCCAUUUCUCGUGGGUACAAAGUACGAUCACUUUGUCAACUUCCCGCGAGACGAACAAGAGGAGAUUUCGAAUCAAGCGCGGCGAUUUGCGAGGGCAAUGAAGGCCAGUCUGAUCUUCAGCAGUACCAGCCAUAGCAUCAACAUCUUCAAGAUUGUACUUUCAAAAGCCUUUGAUCUCAAGUGCACCAUCCCAGAGAUAGAAAACGUCGGCGAGCCACUUCUCCUCUAUCAAUCCGUCUAG
Plenodomus lingam JN3 is the source of this 1290-nucleotide messenger RNA. RefSeq lists its product as uncharacterized. Gene Ontology annotation, biological process: positive regulation of mitotic division septum assembly. Gene Ontology annotation, cellular component: spindle pole body. Lineage: Eukaryota; Fungi; Ascomycota; Dothideomycetes; Pleosporales; Leptosphaeriaceae. The record is from RefSeq and is a predicted model, not a curated record. Gene Ontology annotation, molecular function: GTP binding; GTPase activity.